This is a messenger RNA of Prorocentrum cordatum, 766 nucleotides long. Lineage: Eukaryota; Dinophyceae; Prorocentrales; Prorocentraceae. The record is from the annotation of a GenBank genome assembly.
UCCUCCUGCCGCUGGCGUGGGCGCCCUGCCGGGCGAUGCAGCUCAGCUGGCCGGACGCGCCCGUGCCGCGCGAGGGGCCCGCGCGCGCGGCGCGCACGCCGCGGCAGGUCGAGGCGGUGCUGGCACGCCUGGACGCGGAGGCCGAGGCGGACCAGGCCGAGGCGGACCAGCGCCUGAUGCGCCUCUUCGCGGCGAGCGCCGCCAGGACCUGGAGGCUGCCCGACGGCGACUGGGCAGGAGCACCGCAGCGCUCCCCAGAGGAGGCCAUGGGUCAGGAGGACGAGAGGACGGCGGGAGCUGGGCCCCAGGAGGCCGACGGCGCUGAGGCGCAGGCGUCGCCGGAGGAGGCGAUGCGCGAGGAGCAGGCUGCAAUGGGGCCCGCGGAGUCGCCGGAGGAGGCGAUGAACGAGGAGGAGGAGGAGGAGGAAGUCGACAAGGGCAAGGGCCCCGCGAGGUCGAUGCUCCUCGGCCCUCCCGCGCGCGAAGCGGUUGAGGGCCCGGGCCGGCAGUCGCCGGAGGAGGCGAUGCAUGAUGAGGAGGGGUACGCGGCGGCGCCGAGCUCACCCGAGGAGGCGAUGCAUCAGGAAGAGGAAGGGGCCCCUGCGGAGUACGGGAAUCCGCUGGGCGAGACGGCUGACGAGCUCCGCACGAGCCAGCGAGAUGCCGAAGAGUCGUCCGCGACAGCGCUGGCCUGCUCCAGCGCGUUCUCCGGCUACGACGCCGUGUGCGAUGGCCUGGAGUUCGGGGAGUAAUUCGAAGAACAGAG